AAAAGGAAAAUAGAAAGCCUACAUCAAGGAUUCCCUCUUCGUCCCUUCAGCAUUCCCUCUCGUUUGUCCCCGCUGAAAGCGCAGAGAUCCAAUUCCUCUCAUCCACCUUCUCCGAUUCCGAUUCUUACCGACUUCUUUUCGCUUUCCCCUCCGCUGUUCGAUUCCUUGGUUGCUGUCUCCGGCGAGGGAGGAGGAGUAGGAGGGGCCGAUUUCGUGGAGUCGUGCUCUAAGCGGUAUGGUUCAGUUGGCGAAUUUCGGAACUCUCCGGCCGGAAUCGGAGCUGCCGAGCAAGGAGCCGGCGCCGCCGCCGGUGAAGUUGGAGAUCGAAGACCCGUUGGAUGAGCAGCAUGGGCCUCUCAACAAGAGAUCCAAGAUUACCGCUCCUCUUCAGCAGCAGCAGAACACAAGUGCAAAUAUGGUCUUACCACAUGCUCUGCAGUGUAAUUUACUUAACGAGCCAAGUCCAUUGGGACUGCGCUUGAGGAAGAGCCCUUCUUUAGUGGAUUUGAUUCAGAUGAGGCUUUCUGAAGCCAAUACAAGUGGAGAGAGUUCUGAUGUUGGAAAAAAGAAGGUUUCUGGGUGUAUUGGUGCUUCAUCCACUACUGACAAGAUGAAGGCUUCAAACUUUCCUGCUUCCCUUUUGAGAAUAGGGACUUGGGAGUAUGCAUCAACAUAUGAAGGCGAUUUAGUAGCAAAGUGUUAUUUUGCAAAACACAAGCUUGUGUGGGAAAUUCUCGAUGGUGGUCUGAAGAGCAAGAUUGAGACCCAGUGGUCAGAUAUUACAGCUUUGAAGGCAACUUGCCCUGAAAAUGGGCCAGGGACCUUGGACAUAAUGUUGGCUAGGCAGCCUCUUUUCUUCAGAGAGACUAAUCCACAGCCUAGGAAGCAUACUCUAUGGCAGGAAACUUCAGAUUUCACUGGUGGGCAAGCAAGCAUACACAGGAGGCAUUGUCUACAGUGUUCACAAGGCUUGUUAAGCAAGCAUAUUGAGAAGCUUAUCCAAUGCGAUCCACGUCUAUAUGCAUUGAGUCGGCAGCCAAAUAUUAUUUUAGAAAAUCCAUACUUUGAACCAAGAUGCUCUGUUUUUGAGGACCAAGUUGAAUCUGAAUGCCAUGGUUUCGGUAAUCUAAGGAAUGCUUACGGAUCCCCAGUGCAAGGAUUUCAAGAGUCUGUAUCACCUCGUUCUAGUUCAUCAAUAACCAUUAAGAGUGAAGUAAAGAAUCCUAUUGGUAGGGCAGCAGAUGUUGUGGCACAGGACACUUGUUCACCUAGCUCAGUGAUGGACACUCGGGUGAUUGAAGAGAUUGCUACUAGGGAAACUAAAGAGUUCAAGGAUCCUGGCCACUGGGAUCAGUUCAAAGUGCCUGGGAUAUGGCCAUCCAUGUCCAUGAGUGAUUUAGUAAACCAUAUAGGGCAUUGCAUUUCCGAACAGAUUAAUUCAGGCAAUCCACUAUUAGCUGGUGAUGGUCUACCAACCAAAGAUGUGCUGGAAGAGAUAACCCAAUACCUCAGUGAUUCCCAGAUUUCAUCCACUUCUGAUGAAAAUUCCCUCAUGUUGAAUUUCAAUUCUCUUUGCUGUCUGAUUCAGAAGGAUGGAGGCACAGCUCAAAGCCUGCAGAUAAACAAUGGCGACAAUGCUGCAGGUGAUGGUGUCACAGAUAACGCUUCAAAGCCAGGUUCAACAUCUGAGAGGAAGCCAUUGUUUGAUUUUCCAGCUACUUCAAAGCUAGGUUCAACAUCCGAGAGGAAGCCAUUGUUUGAUUUUCCAGCUACAGAGGGAGAGUCUAACGAUGCUUCUGGCUGCAAGCAGCAAGCGAACAUCUCCAGAAAAGAAUCAUUUGGAGAGCUGCUGAUGCAUCUUCCUCGCAUUGAUUCAUUGCCUCAAUUCUUGUUCAACAUUUCAGAAGAUGCUGAAAACGAAGCCAGAUAAUGCAACUGAAAAUCUGUCAAGUAAAAUUACAAGAAGUCUCUCAUUCUGCGCCCGUUCUCCUUUUCUCUGUAGUGUAUACAGAGCAAUGUAGGUAGAGUGUCAAUGUUCAAAUAUUGAUGAUGUGAUAAACUUCACAUCAUUGGAUAAUGGUGUAAUUUGCUGGAGUAUUGUUUCUGUAUGCUGAUGUGAAAAUUUAUCCUUUAGGAGCCUUAUGUCUUCAUGUAAAUUAUGCUCGGAAUAUCAAAUUGAGAUGCUCCUUUUAAUGCUUAUGUUCUGGUUUAUUUCA
Messenger RNA from Phoenix dactylifera (date palm), 2216 nucleotides. Lineage: Eukaryota; Viridiplantae; Streptophyta; Magnoliopsida; Arecales; Arecaceae. The record is from RefSeq and is a predicted model, not a curated record.